GGAAGCUUCGGGGCGACGCGCUCGCCAACCUCGCUGCUGCCGCCGCCGCCGCCGCCUCCUCCCCCUGGCCGGGCCGGGCGAGCUUCCUGCGGACGCGGCGGCGAUGGGCUCCUGGCCGGGGCCGCUGAGGGAGGCUUUUGUCCCGGCCGCAGCAGCGCCGCCUCCCCUCCGCCGUCCCGGUGGCAAAUCAAGUGCUGACUUUCUUGUGAAGAAAUUCUUUUAAUCCCAGAUCUUUCUAAAGAGUGAAGAAUUAGUUGAGUAACUCCAAUCAAAACAAGAUCGUGAAAACUCUAUUCCUGCUUUGCUAAAAAGAGCCAGUUUCUCCUCAUGUUUCAGAACGGCUUCUUCUGAGUCCAUCCAUAAAAGCCCAGGGCAGCCACGGCCCCCCUUUGCGUUCCACCCAGGGGGCAUCACAGUGGAGAUGAGGAAUUCAGAAGAGCAAACCACAACGACAGUUUUACAGCGUUUGCUGCAGGAGCAGCUUCGAUAUGGGAAUCCCAACGAGAGCCGCACCCUCCUUGCUUUGCACCAGCAGGCCACCCUGCCUUUUGCCAGCAACGGGAGCCCCGGGGCUCCCAACGAAGGGCUGAGCAACCAGGACCACCCCAUUGGGACCCAUGUUGCUCGCCAAGAGCCCCAGGGCCAGGAAAUUCAAAUGGACAACUGUAUCAUGGAGAAGCAGCUCUCGCCAAGGCUCCAAACAGGCGAGGACCUCCCGACCUACGAAGAAGCCAAAGUCCAGUCUCAGUAUUUCCGGGGUCAGCCACACGCCAGCGUUGGAGCGGCCUUUUAUGUAACCGGUGUCUCCAACCAGAAGAUGAGGACCGAAGGGCGCCCCACCGUACAGCGGCUGAGCCCAGGGAAGGUCCACCAGGAUGAAGGACUGAGGGACCUCAAGCAGGGACAUGUCCGCUCCCUGAGCGAGCGGCUGAUGCAGCUGUCCCUGGCCACCAGCGGCGUGAAGGCCCACGCCCCCGUCACCAGCACCCCACUGUCCCCUCUCUCCUCCCAGCAGACCAAUGACUUCUACAAGACUUCUGGGGCAGGCCCUCCGCAGCCCGGGGUGAAAGGCUUGGAGCACAGGGGGCCUCCUCCCGAAUACCCAUACAAGAACGUGUCCAGCCCGUCCAUGGGCUGUAAGCCACUGGAUCCUGGGCAUUUCUAUAGUGACCACCGCCUGCCCCAGCAAGGACGCUCAGACGGGCCCACCAUGAGGUACCAGCAUCCCCCUGAAUACGGCUCAUUCCGGCAAAAUCCGGAUCUUCAACUGUCAUUCCAGCAACGACCUCCCCACCACCACAGCCCGACCUCUUCACUGACCUCCUUGGGGUCCCUGACGCUGUUGCAGUCCCUGCCCCCUUCCAGGCUGUCGCCGUCUCAACAUCAGCCACCUCUGACCCCUAGCCAAGGUGACCCCUUCUCUCUGCCCCGGACGACGCAGCCGCUCUUUUUGCCCAGCCAGAUUCACCAGGGUGACCUGUACCGAUUCUGCCAACCUCUUACUGGACAGCAGCAAGCGGACUCUUACUCGGCCCUGCCCAGGCCCCCCCCGGCCCCUUCUCCCUAUCAGCCAAUGCCGGUGGACCCCUAUGUCAUUGUCUCCAGGGCCCAGCAAAUGGUGGAGAUCCUCUCCGAGGAGAACAAGUCUCUGCGGCAAGAGCUGGACGGAUGCUACGAGAAAGUGGCAAGGUUGCAAAAGCUAGAAACAGAAAUCCAACAAGUUUCAGAGGCCUAUAAAAAUCUGGAGAAGUCUUCUUCCAAGAGGGAGUCUCUGGAAAAGACCAUGAGAAACAAGCUGGAAUGUGAAAUCCGUAGACUUCAUGAUUUUAAUCGUGAUCUCAGAGACCGUAUGGAUACGGCCAACAAGCAACUUGCAGAGAAAGAAUUUGAAGGCACUGAGGAUAACAGGAAAACUAUCUCCCAGCUCUUUGCACAAAAUAAAGAAACCCAGAGGGAAAAGGAGAAGCUGGAAGUGGAGCUAGCAGGGAUUCGCUCAACUAAUGAGGAGCAACGGAGGCACAUCGAGAUCCGGGACCAGGCCUUGAACAAUGCACAGGCCAAGGUGGUGAAGCUGGAGGAAGAACUGAAGAAGAAACAGGUGUACGUGGAGAAGGUGGAGAAGAUGCAGCAGGCGCUGGUUCAGUUACAGGCUGCUUGUGAGAAGCGGGAGCAGCUCGAGCACCGGCUCAGGACUCGGCUGGAACGAGAACUUGAAUCGCUCCGCAUGCAGCAGCGCCAAGGAAACUCUCAGACGGCCAACACCGCCUCUGAGUACAACGCUGGGGCCCUGAUGGAGCUCUUGCGCGAAAAGGAGGAGCGGAUCCUGGCUCUGGAGGCGGAUAUGACAAAGUGGGAGCAGAAGUAUCUGGAAGAAAGUGUCAUGCGUCAGUUCGCACUGGAUGCGGCAGCCACGGUGGCUGCUCACCGGGACACCACUGUGAUCAGCCCUUCGCCCAACACCAGCUAUGACACUUCCCUGGAAGCUCGCAUCCAGAAGGAAGAGGAGGAGAUCCUGCUGGCUAACCGGAGGUGCCUGGACAUGGAGGGCAGAAUCAAGACCCUCCAUGCUCAGAUCAUUGAGAAGGAUGCCAUGAUCAAGGUCCUCCAGCAGCGGUCCCGGAAGGAGGCCAGCAAGACUGACCAGCUGUCUUCCAUGAGGCCCGCCAAGUCCCUCAUCUCCAUCUCCAACGCUGGCUCCGGCUUGCUCUCCCACUCCUCCACACUCAGCAGCACCCCCAUCCUGGAGGACAAGAGGGAGGACAAGAGCUGGAAAGGCAGCUUAGGUGUUCUGCUGGGAACAGAAUGCCGCUCGGAGUCCAUCCCUUCCACCCCUUCACCGGUUCUUCCCUCCACGCCACUGCUCUCGGUGCACUCCAAAACGGGCAGCCGGGACUGCAGUACUCAGACGGACCGGGGCAGUGAGCAGAGCAAGGCCCCUGCCUCCUCCCCUGCGGCCCCCACGCCAGGGAGACUCCCAAUGGUGAAUCUGGCCUAUGGGGCAGACAAAUCAGAUGGCUCCAUUUUCCAUUCCAGCACCCUAGAAAGGAAAAACCCACCUCAGAAUUUGGGGCAGGACCUCAAAGAUGCAGAAAUGGUGGAGUAUCUUAUCUGAAAAGAACAUGCUGAAGACAGCAAGAAAAGUUUCUUCAGAUACUUUUUUAAGAUAGAAAUUACAGUUACUGUCUCAUAAAGGAACCUUUUUUUUGUUAUUUGUGUAUAUAAUUUACUCUCAAAGUUAUGAACAGCUUAACUUAUAAUUUGUUCCAAAAUUAUUAAACUAGAUUAAGAAUUGUUUUCCUUACCUUUUUUUUUUUAAUUACUGGAUCUGGUAGCAGCUGGAUGAAAGUAAACCAAGGUCUUAAAUGCACUACAUUUUUAAAAUUACCAUAUUUUUUAAAAAGUUUGUAUUUAAGAGAACUUUGUUAGCUCUCUGGAGAUCCCUAAUGCCUUUCCAAGCCCGAGUCUACCAUUUUUGCGGGAGACGGGCAAUGGUGCGGCCAUGUUUUGAGUAUUAAAUUUCCCAAAGUUUCCGGUUGUUUCCUCAAAAUCUUUGAGCCUCCAAGAGGUGGAGGGAAACUUUCUCUCCCUGUUUUCCUUCUAAGAUGAAUGUCCCAUUUUUGUAAAACAUUCCAGAACUGGAGAAAAAAAAUCCAGACAAAAAGACUUUCACAAUGUGCCUGCACUUAGAUUUUUUUUUCCUUGAUGUCCAUGUCUUGUCUGAUGAGUUUUAGAGGGUGUCAUUUUCAUGCAUCGUGAUAAGGAAUAAUAUCCACUGUCCAGUUUUGGAUGAGGAAGCCUGAGAAGGAGCCGCUUCUGCACGGAUCCUGUUCAGUCCGGAGGAAGCCACGUCAUUCCACCAGACGGGCUCAGCGGAGGCUUGGAGGCCCCUCUGGACACGGAAGAGGGGAUUCGUUAUGAAACCAGGAUAAAAGGCCUCUUUGUUUUUUCUAUUUUAUGCUCCGUUUUCCACUUUUUCAUUCCUAAAGGGUUUGGCUAUCUCUGAAUCCUUGUAUGUUAUGAUUUAGUGCCUUACUGGAGGCAAUAUUUACAGCAGGGACAGUAUUUUCAGAAAUAAUAAAAGGUGGUUCAAAAACA
Ahaetulla prasina is the source of this 4095-nucleotide messenger RNA. RefSeq names its product angiomotin (gene AMOT). Bases 422 to 3112 code for a protein of 896 amino acids. Gene Ontology annotation, molecular function: signaling receptor activity. The record is from RefSeq and is a predicted model, not a curated record. Lineage: Eukaryota; Metazoa; Chordata; Lepidosauria; Squamata; Colubridae. The transcript has 14 exons. Gene Ontology annotation, cellular component: plasma membrane; lamellipodium; cytoplasmic vesicle. Gene Ontology annotation, biological process: angiogenesis; actin cytoskeleton organization; hippo signaling.